AUGACUGAUUCUAACACGGGCCGUUUUAUCCAUCGGGCUGAAACACAUUCAAUGCAAUACAACAUUACGCUCCACUGUUCUACUGCGUACUACCAACUCGCAUCUCUAAAUUCCGAGCAUUGUGGCGAGCCUUUUUUUGCCACAGAGCUGUCUCAGAAGCAGCGCAUGUUUUGCCAGGUGAAGCCCACGAUAGUAUGGGUGUGGGGGGGGGGGUAG
This is a messenger RNA of Chondrus crispus (carragheen), 216 nucleotides long. RefSeq lists its product as hypothetical. The transcript has a single exon. The record is from RefSeq and is a predicted model, not a curated record. The coding region runs from base 1 to 216 and encodes 71 amino acids. Lineage: Eukaryota; Rhodophyta; Florideophyceae; Gigartinales; Gigartinaceae.